Molecule: messenger RNA, 381 nt
Organism: Linum tenue
Lineage: Eukaryota; Viridiplantae; Streptophyta; Magnoliopsida; Malpighiales; Linaceae
Source: the annotation of a GenBank genome assembly
AUGUCGAAGUCGAACCCAUCUUCUUCGUGGAUCACCCAAUUCAAACCGGGCGACCGGGUCGAGGUCAGCUCCGACGACCCCGGGUUCUGUGGCUCCUGGUUUGCCGGCACCGUCAUCCGCCGCGAGGCGAAGAACCCUAAUCGCUACGUAGUCGAGUACGACCAGCUCUACGAGGACGAAUCUGGGGAGAAGCUGUUGCAAGAAACCCUCGAUUGGAUCCAAUUGCGUCCGCCGCCGCCGCCUCCUGAGAAGAAGAAGAAGGUCCAGUUCAAGUUCGGCGACGAAGUGGAGGCCUUCCACAGCGACGGCUGGUGGGAAGGGGCUAUUACUGCGGAGCACACCGGCGGGAAAUACAAUCACAUACCCUAUAAAACAUAUUAA